AUGACCAAACAAUCUGAAAAAGAUAAUGGGGAUAUUGUUUCUGAAGAAGAAAAUGAUAAAGAGUCUAUGCCACAACUUGAAGAUGCUAGUGAUAUAGAACAUGCUGUUGUUGGUCAAGCCUUAGUUGUUCUUAGAGCCCUCCAUGUUCAAGCUCAAACAAACAAUGAUGAACAACAACGUGAGAAUAUCUUUUACACUCGCUGCCAUGUCAAAGAAAGAGUUUGUGGUUUGAUAAUUGAUGGUGGAAGUUGUGUGAAUGUGGCAAGCAAGCUGAUGGUGGACAAGCUAGGGUUGAAGACUCAAAAGCACCCUCAUCCAUAUCGACUUCAAUGGCUUAAUGAUACUGGAGAAUUAAAAGUCACAAAACAGGUACUUCUAUCUUUUUCCAUUGGAAGAUAUUCUGAUGAAGUCCUUUGUGAUGUGGUUCCAAUGCAAGCAAAUCACAUAUUGCUUGGAAGACCUUGGCAAUUUGAUAGGCGUACCCUCCAUGAUGGUUACAAAAAUAAGUACAGCUUUAUCAAGAAUGGCAGAAACAUCACUUUGGCUCCUUUACCCCCUCAUCAAGUUCUUGCAGAGCAAAAUCAAAUCAAGAAAUCUGUAGCAACCAGUGCUAAACAAAGUAAGGAUGAAAAUGAGAGUUCAAAAGAAAUUGUGAGUAAAGAAUCUGAUAAGAAAAGUGAGAAACAGAAAGAGGAAAAAAAAGAAUUUCAAGAUGUUUUUCCAGAAGAGAUGCCACCAGAAUUGUCACCAAUUAGAGGCAUUGAACAUCAAAUUGACCUAGUUCCGGAUGCCCAAAUUCCAAAUAGACCAACUUAUAGAUGCAGCCCCGAAGAAGCAAAAGAAUUGCAAAGACAAGUUGAAGAGUUGAUGAACAAAGAAAUCAUCAAGAAAAGUGUUGAAUUCAAAUGGGAUGAAGCACAAGAGAAAGCAUUCAACACCUUGAAAGAAAAGCUAAGUUCCGCCCCUUUAUUACUUUUACCAGAUUUCUCUAAAACUUUUGAAAUCGAAUGUGAUGCUUCUGGUAUUGGUAUAGGUGCUGUCGUAAUACAAGACAAGAGACCCUUGGCUUACUUUAGUGAGAAGUUGAGCGGAGCUGCCCUGAACUACUCCACCUAUGACCAAGAACUCUAUGCAUUGGUGAGAGCAUUAGAGACGUGGCAACACUACCUAUGGUCAAAGGAGUUUGUUAUUCACACCGAUCAUGAAUCUUUGAAGCAUUUGAAGAGCCAAGGUAAGCUUAAUCGAAGGCAUGCUCGUUGGGUUGAGUUUAUUGAGAUGUUCCCAUAUGUUGUCCAAUACAAGCAAGGUAAAAAUAAUAUUGUUGCUGAUGCUUUAUCAAGAAGGUAUAUUCUUCUAUCUACUCUUUCAGCGAAGUUUUUGGGGUUUGAACAUAUCAAGGAGUUGUACCCACAAGAUUCUGAGUUUUCAACAGUUUUUGAAGCUUGUGAAACAAAACCUUUUGAAAAAUUUUACAAGUAA
Molecule: messenger RNA, 1479 nt
Organism: Phoenix dactylifera (date palm)
Lineage: Eukaryota; Viridiplantae; Streptophyta; Magnoliopsida; Arecales; Arecaceae
Source: RefSeq, a predicted model, not a curated record